AUAAAAAAGGAAAAAAGAGAUAUGAAAAGAUUGAAACUCAAAAUUAGUAGUUCAUAAGUCCCAAACCCAACCCAACAAACCUACUCUCCUCCAAUUCUUUCUCUUUCUUGGUUUACGAGUAAAAUCAUUCUAGGGUUUGUUCAGAAAAAGAAGAAGCUAAUCAAGUCAAAAGGGCAUUAAUUGGAUUGGUAAAAGAAGAAGAAUGAGUGCAUCUCGGUUCAUAAAGUGUGUGACAGUUGGCGAUGGAGCUGUUGGAAAGACCUGUAUGCUCAUUUCUUACACCAGCAACACUUUCCCUACGGAUUACGUACCGACUGUUUUCGACAAUUUUAGCGCAAAUGUGGUGGUCGAUGGGAGCACGGUUAAUCUAGGAUUGUGGGAUACUGCAGGACAGGAAGAUUACAACAGAUUGAGACCUCUGAGUUAUCGCGGUGCUGAUGUUUUUAUACUCGCGUUUUCACUAAUUAGCAAGGCCAGCUAUGAAAAUAUCUCUAAAAAGUGGAUUCCUGAAUUGAGGCAUUACGCACCCGGGGUUCCAAUAAUCCUUGUUGGAACAAAGCUAGAUCUUCGUGACGAUAAGCAGUUUUUAACGGACCAUCCCGGUGCCGUUCCAAUUACAACGGCUCAGGGAGAGGAAUUGAGGAAGCUAAUCGGUGCUCCUGCUUACAUUGAGUGUAGCUCAAAAACACAACAGAAUGUGAAGGCUGUUUUUGAUGCAGCCAUUAAAGUGGUUCUGCAGCCACCAAAGCAAAAGAAGAAAAAGAAGCGAAAGGGUCAAAAGGGGUGCUCCAUAUUGUGAUUUUAGCCUCAAGAAAGUGAAAAAUCUAUCUAGCAUGAGGUGCUAAUUACCUUUCUAAAGUAUCUGAUAAAUUGCUCACUUUUGCUUUUUUCUGUCUCAUGAAAACAAGUUGUGUUGUGCUGAAUAUGAAAUAGACUGGAGGUGUUUGUAAGCUCAUAUGUAUAUUGUUGAGGGUAUUUUUGGUAUUUGUAGUUUGCUCUGUUUGGGUUGAAAUUAAUUUGGUGUGGUUUUUGUAACCUAAUUAUUAUUUGUUUAGUGGCAGUUACCUUGUUCUGUUA
Molecule: messenger RNA, 1077 nt
Organism: Helianthus annuus (common sunflower)
Lineage: Eukaryota; Viridiplantae; Streptophyta; Magnoliopsida; Asterales; Asteraceae
Product: rac-like GTP-binding protein RAC1
Exons: 8
Coding region: 203-799 (198 amino acids)
Biological process (GO): establishment or maintenance of cell polarity; actin filament organization; regulation of actin cytoskeleton organization
Cellular component (GO): cytoplasmic vesicle; cytoskeleton; cell projection
Molecular function (GO): GTP binding; protein kinase binding; GTPase activity
Source: RefSeq, a predicted model, not a curated record